AUGUUCACCGAUCAAAUCCCCGAUAAACCACGCUUCAGCAACAUCAGCGUCCCCGUUGCUAAACCAGAACUGGCAAACCCAACUCCCUUAACGCCAAUGCCAGAUGAUCACACCGAGGGCUGGGGUUUGUCAUUUUCUAUCAAUCACUUCCCCGAGUCGACUGGCCGUGCAGCUGGUUCAGCAUCUUGGGAAGGCCUGGCUAAUCUCUUCUGGUUCGCUGAUCGCAAGAACAAUAUCGGUGGGAUUAUUGCUAGUCAGAUUCUUCCUUAUGGCGUCGUCCAUACCCGAUCUGGUAAAAAGUCACGAAGCGGGGUUGCGUACUUGGAGUCGGAGCGUGACGCUCAGUUCAACGCCCUCAUCGAUGUCCUACACAGUGUCAAAAGCGACAUAUUCGAUCCCUUCACCAUUAUCCGAACAUACUAUGAGUCUGCAGGUAUUCAGAUAGGCGUCGAUAUUUUGAUUCCUCGUCGCCUCAAAAGCCACAGCCCUCCAGUCAUUGUCAGGAUCCACGGCGGAUUUCUAAUCACCGGUUCCAGUUUGUUUCCGGCUUGGUUCUCCAAGUGGGUUCUUGACUUUGCUGAGGAGCAAGAUGCCGUUAUCAUCAGUCCCAACUACAGACUACUCCCUGAGGUUAAGGGCCGGGAUAUCAUUCAUGACAUGGGGAACUUCUGGAAUUGGCUGCAUUCUGGGGGUCCUUCUUCGCGUCAUUUCGCAGCAAUUGGGCAACAAAAGCUUCAAUUAGACCUCAUCAGAACGCUUGUCGUUGGCGAAAGUGCCGGCUUUGUGAGACCCAAGGCGAUCAUAGCCCUCUACCCAAUGGUCGAUAUGAAAGAAGCUCACUUCACUGAGUCCUAUACCAAGUCAAUCGUUGGUGUACCAAACUAUCCCAACGAAGAUGUCAACAAGUUCCUUUCGGCCACCGUUGUCAAGCCUGCAAUCACUGAGGCAGAUCCACCCUUGAGACUUGAUUCGGCAAUGGCAGUUGUACACAAUGGGCGGUAUCUGGAGCUUCUCGGCGAGGACCCUGACUUGUUCAUCCUUGAUGGAAUCAGGAGGGUGGCAUUGACUUCCUCGAAUUAUGAGAAGUCUUUGUUUCCGCCUUUAUUUCUGCUCCACGGCGAGGGAGAUACCGCAGUGCCUAUUGAUGGCACCCGGAAGCUGGUGGAUUGCCUGCAGCGGUUUGACCCAAGUACUCAGAUCCAUCUGGCUGUCAGGCCGGGAGACCAUGGUUUUGACUUUAAAGCUACCAUUGAUGAGCAUUGGUUGAGGGAGGGUUUGAAUUUUAUUACUGUUCCUCCAGCGCUGUCCGAGAUCUCGCUCAAGCUAGCUGUAGGCCCAGCGUUGAGGUUACGAGUGUAA
Messenger RNA from Fusarium tjaetaba, 1359 nucleotides. RefSeq lists its product as uncharacterized. The record is from RefSeq and is a predicted model, not a curated record. Lineage: Eukaryota; Fungi; Ascomycota; Sordariomycetes; Hypocreales; Nectriaceae. Bases 1 to 1359 code for a protein of 452 amino acids. Gene Ontology annotation, molecular function: hydrolase activity. The transcript is spliced from 7 exons.